AUGAAAAUUGUGUGCGUAAUCGUUGCCUGCAUGUCGGUCGCUGCAGCAAAUCCCCAAUAUCACAAUAAGGGCACGCAUUUCGACUCACCGAGUGCUACCAUUCUACGCCAAGAAAAUAACAAUAUAGGGGUAGGCGACUAUCAGUUCUUAUACCAAACGAGUGACGGCAUUUCCAGAGAGGAGAAGGCAGAACUGAGGACAAUUGGUUCGAACCAAGCAAUUGUUGUUCAGGGAUCGUACAGCUACAUUGGAACGGAUGGGGUAACGUACACAGUGAAUUAUGUUGCCGAUGAAAACGGGUACAGAGCCGUUGGAUCGCAUAUUCCUAAAAAUUAA
Messenger RNA from Photinus pyralis (common eastern firefly), 336 nucleotides. RefSeq names its product endocuticle structural glycoprotein SgAbd-5-like. The transcript is spliced from 3 exons. The record is from RefSeq and is a predicted model, not a curated record. NCBI's taxonomy places the organism in Eukaryota, Metazoa, Arthropoda, Insecta, Coleoptera, Lampyridae. The coding region runs from base 1 to 336 and encodes 111 amino acids. Gene Ontology annotation, cellular component: chitin-based extracellular matrix. Gene Ontology annotation, molecular function: structural constituent of chitin-based larval cuticle.